AUGGCUGGUAUUAUCGGGGCUGAUAAUCGAUUUGGCCGCGACUUCAACAACCCCGAUGCCGACAUGCAGGGUAAUAUCACCGCGCUCUACGAUAUCGGCUGUGUGGUGGGAUCGAUUGUUUGCUACUUUGUCGGAGAGCGCCUUGGACGACGGACUAUGUUGAUCUCUGGCGGUGGAAUAAUGAUUAUUGGAUCUAUUAUACUGGCGACGUCCGAGACCGUGGCACAGUUGAUUGUCGGCCGAAUCGUGACCGGCAUUGGAAACGGCAUGAACUCGUCAACUGCGCCGGUAUACCAGUCUGAGUGUGCCCCAGCUGCAUACCGAGGGGCCCUCUUAACCCUACAAGGGACGGUGACCAUCCUGGGGGUUGUCAUUGCAUACUGGAUGGACUACGGAACAAGCUUCACGGAAUCUUCUUUCCAAUGGCGCUUCCCUCUCGCCUUCCAAGCCAUCUUCGCCAUCUUCCUCGUCCUCCAAGUCAUCGGCCUCCCCGAGUCCCCCCGCUGGCUCGUCCAGCACGACCGCCACGACGAAGCCCGCGAAGUCGCCGCCGCCAUCGCAGAUAAGGAAACCAACGACCCCGAUGUCGUGCGCACAAUCCUCGACAUCCAAACAUCCCUCGAAGAAGAGCAAAAGGGCGGCCCGUUCCGGUUCAUGGAGCUCUUCACCUGGGGCGAGGAGCAGAAUCUGCGUCGGCUGCUGAUAACCAUCACCGUCGAACUCGGGCAGCAGUUCACAGGAUCCAAUAUGAUAAACUAUUACGGACCCGUCAUGUUCCAAACAACCAUGGGGAUGGGCCGGAACCUCUCCAUGAUCCUAGGCGGUGCAAUCCAGUGCACAUACCUCGUUGGCUCGGCGAUCCCAGUCCUCCUCAUGGACCGGUUCGGGCGCCGCACGCUGCUGAUGAUCUGUUCGAUUGGACUGUGUUUCUGCUUCGUCAUGGUUUCUAUCCUACUUUCACUCGGUACUACGAAUACCGCGUACGGUGCGACGGCAUUCAUCUUCAUCUUCCAGAUCUUCUACGGCAUCGGAUGGCUCCCAGUGCCCUGGUUCUAUCCGAGUGAAAUCAGCACGACGCGCACCCGAACACGCAUGCAGGCCAUUGCGUCGGGGUGGAACUGGAUGGCUGUUUUUGCAGUCGUCAAGAUCACGCCUAUUUCUUUCGCGAACAUCGGCUGGCGCACCUUCGUCAUCUUCGCCGUCCUCAACGCCGCCUUCAUCCCGAUGGUGUACUUCUUCUACCCAGAGACGAAGGGGUUGGAGCUCGAGGAUAUCCCGCUGCUGUUCAGCAAGAGAGGGUUCACGGGUGGUGUGUUUACCUCCAAGGGUGGGAGGACUGUUAUGCCCGGUCAGCAUGCAGAGCAGGCAGAUGUUAACAGGAAGGUAGAGGGAUUAGGCGUGGAGCAGAUUGAGGCUGUUGCUUAA
Messenger RNA from Aspergillus puulaauensis, 1425 nucleotides. Its product is annotated as sugar porter family MFS transporter. Gene Ontology annotation, biological process: transmembrane transport; carbohydrate transport. Gene Ontology annotation, molecular function: carbohydrate:proton symporter activity. Bases 1 to 1425 code for a protein of 474 amino acids. Gene Ontology annotation, cellular component: membrane. The transcript is spliced from 5 exons. Lineage: Eukaryota; Fungi; Ascomycota; Eurotiomycetes; Eurotiales; Aspergillaceae. The record is from RefSeq and is a predicted model, not a curated record.